UAUUAUUUUAUUCGCGUAUACGUAGUCGAGUGGCUCUGAAGUGCAAGAUUGUUCUGCGGUGUGGAAAAACUUGGAAAAAUUGGAACGUUUUUCGCUGUUUUCCAGCGGCACUUUUUGAAAACUGGUUUGCGAUUAGUUUGUGUGUAACAGCAAACACCGUAAAGUUGGUGAAUUUUCCCGUUGAAAUUUGAAGGAAAGCCAAUCCAAACAGGGAGGAAGUUCGAAACGCAGAAAGCAGAAAUUUCUUGGCUUUUUUGCGGUGGCGGACGCUCUCUUUGUCGCCUGUAGUGUUGGUAAAUGUGGAAAGGUUUUGCCUUUCGAUAAUUAUUGUUGGUUAUUUUCCGGUGGAAAGUACGUGAAAAAGUGCGAAAAAGUACCGAUUCCAAGCAGGGUAAGGCCUUUGUGGCUUCCAUUUGCGACGAGAACGGACUCGAUUACGAGCGAGAGUGGAAUCCGCGGACAGGAAGUGAGAACAGGGAAAUUUUUCGUUCCUCGUCUUGUCAUCAUCAUCAUCAGUGGCAGCAGCAGCACCAGUGUCAGGGGGAGUGCGGAUGAAAGCUGAGAAGAAAAAUAGCAAAAAGAGUGUUACGUAGAAAAAGUUGUCCAUACCGUCGAGAGGCAGUCUGAAUCCAAAAGCAAAAAAUCGGUUCGAUAAAGUGCUCUGUUUGAACGUACGAGUAAAUCGGGAGAAGAAAUUUUAAGCGAUUUGCUUCUUGGAUUUUGUGUCUCGUUUGUGUGGUGUUUACAAACUGUGUAGAAACUAAAAAAAACCUUCAAAGGAUUUGUCGAUUUUGAUUGGGACAGAAACUUUGUUCUUAUUGUUGACACCCAGUAACCGGAAGAAAAUUGAAUCCACCAAUGUCAACCGUGUCAGAUCAGCGGAUGAAAGGACAAGGAAAUCACGGUUAUGGUUAUGGCUCGCAGCAGACGACAUCGGGUGCACAGUUCCAAUAUCCUCCGUUCAGUGGCGUAGGCGAGACGACUGCUUGGUCCAAUGGGAAUGAAAGUAUAGCUAUAAUCGGUGGAAAUGAUUACAAUAACUCAUGGGGAUCACAACAAAUGAACCACGGUCAUGCUGGUGCUGGUGCCGGAGGACAUUCGCAGAGAAAGCCGUACGAUGAUUACUACCACCGGAAUCAAGGAGUCUACCAGGGUCACGAUGGAAUUAAGAAUGUUGAACAAGGAAUGCAAGGACUUGGCCUCGGGUCGAUGCACCACGACAGAGAUGCAAACCAUCACCACGGCAAUUCACUAUCCAAAUCUGAUCAACAUCACCAGCAGCAAAAGGAAGCUCCCAAAAAGAUGACUUGGGCCUCGAUUGCAUCGCAACCGCCUAAACCGCAAGUGAACACCACUAGUACUACGGUGAAGAAGAAGGGCCCCGGAAUGCCCCCACCACCGAUGGUUCCUGGUAAACACAACAUGGAUAUAGGCACAUGGGAUUCGCCAUCUAAGAAUGGUGCGGGAACAAUGGUACCGACACCGACGCCCCCGGCGAUUGUACCACCCCCGGUAAUGGAACCGUCUCCAUUGGCUGAGCAACCAGCUGUGAAGGGAACCAAUAAUGCGGCUGCUAUGAUGGGAGGAGGCCACGCAGGAGCUAGCGGAGGUCACCAUCAGCAUCACCAACAGCAAGUUCAGUACGGUCAUCAGCAAAAUAUGGCGCCACCUGCGGGUGCGCAUAAUUCCCGUUGGCCUACACCCGGUCAAGCCCAAAAUCCUCUACCCCAGCAGCCGACGCCACAACAGGCGAAUCAAGCAGUUGGAGGCAGUGGAGGCAUAAUGUCGCAACAGCAACAGCAUCCCCAGCGAUCAGAUCAUCGUCAAUAUCAAUCGGUUGGUGGGCCACAUCAAAACAAUAGUCGAAACUUCUCUGGACCGCCACCAUCCAUAAACCAGGGAGCAGGCGGUGGACAGGGAUACCAUCAGCCGCCUCCGUUCCAUCAUCAACCGCCUUCAAUGCAACAUCAGUCGCAUACUCGACAGAAUCAAAAUCAUCACGGACCUCCUCCAUCGGUUCACCAUCACCAACAGCAACAACCACAACAGCAGCCACACGCUGAACGAGGAAAUUAUCAGCAACCUCCUCCCCAGCAUCAGCGUCAUCCUCAGGACGAUCGAAGGGGAUUAGUGAACAAUGGGCCCAAUAAUUACCACGAUAGUUCAACGUCUCAACAACAACAACAGCAGCAGCAGCCGCCGUCUGCACUGCAGCAAUCGCAACCAACGGCCCAACAAACGCAAUCCCAGCAGCAGCCGCCGCAACAACAACAAUCCCAACUCCAGCAACCACCCCCGGUUGCAUCACCGCACUCUCCUACACCACCGAGCGGUGCAGUGGAUGCUAGUGGUGCCGCAGCUGCUCCGGCCCCGAUACCGAAUCCACUGCAGAACAAAAACAACUAUAAUCCGCCCACACUUGAUAUGCUGGAAACUGCGCACCUAGCUAGAUUCUUUGUAAUCAAAUCCUACUCGGAGGAUGAUAUCCACCGCAGCAUCAAGUACGAAAUCUGGUGUUCCACCGAGCACGGCAAUCAGCGGCUGGAUCAGGCGUACCGCGAGCGUGAAGAGAAAGGUGGCAUGGUGUAUCUGUUCUUCUCGGUUAACGGUUCCGGACACUUCUGUGGAAUUGCGCAAAUGAUGACGGCAGUUGAUUACAAUUCCAACUCGAGCGUCUGGUCACAGGACAAGUGGAAGGGUACCUUCAAGGUGCGCUGGAUCUACGUGAAGGACGUCCCGAACGGACAGCUGCGACACGUCCGGCUGGAGAACAACGAGAACAAACCCAUCACGAACUCUCGCGACACACAGGAGGUGCCGAAUGCGAAGGGCCUGCAAGCGUUGAAGAUUAUUCACAGCUAUAAACACACAAUGUCGAUAUUCGACGAUUUUAUCCACUACGAGAAACGGCAGCUAGAGGAAGACACCAAGAAGCACGAUGUGCCUCCACAGGGACCGCAACAGUAUCGAUCACAGCAGUACGGUGGCAGUUACGAUAGUGGUCCUGGCAAGUAUAACAAUUUCAACAAGUAUAACGAUCGUGAUGGCAACGGCGAUGGGUACAAUUCUCGCGGCGGAUACGACAGUCGUGGCUAUCAAGGAGGGUACAACAAAGGUUAUGGUGGUUACAAUAACCGUGGGCCGUACAACCAAGAGGGUGGAAGAGGAGGCUAUCAGAGUUACGAUAGACGUAACAACAAUAGCAAUAACAGUGGAAAUGGUAGCAAUAGCGGCGACGAUCGGGAGGGAAGUAAUUAUCCGGAUCGUUCGCGGGACGAAGGCGGCAGCGGCUAUCACCAGCGCAGCGGUGGUUAUGGUCGCCCGAAUCGGGACUACUAUGGACGGGAUGAAGGGAACCGUGGCCGUAGCGAUUACCGUGAUGGUGGCAACGAUGGCUACAGAUCGUCACGCUCGGGAGGCGGUGGCGGCUCGGAUGCCGAAGGUGACAACAACGGGGGUUAUCGAGGCGGUUCGAGAGACCACUACCGGCCCCGUAAUGACCUCGGCAGUCGCGGAUCGCGAGCGGCCGCUCCUCCGAAUGCCCGCCCAGCUGCCAGCGGCAAUCCAUCGGGCGCCGCAGCAGCAGUACCUUCCGUGGCGGGAACCUAUCGCAACAGUAACAGCAGUGGCGGCGGCGGUGGUGCCGGUGUCAGCGAAGGCGACGGUCAGCAAAAUUGAAGAGUUCCUGUGCGUGGCAUAACAAUGAAUGUCUUUUUAAUCGUUUGAUCAAAUUCUAGCACUAAAUUUACCGCUACACACAGACACCGCGCCGAAUGGGGUUAUAACAAGACAGCAGAAAUACAAAUUAUGCGUACAAGGUAGAUCACCGAGAAAAAACAGAAAGAUGACACUCGAAGUUUGAUUGCGGGAGGGAAAUCGAUGGCAAGAUUAAUAUAUCCAUUCAUAAAAUAUUUAAUAAACGUUAAGAAAGGAAUGAUCUUAAAAAAACACUAAAGUUGGGCCGCUAUGGUCGAAUCCAACGGAAAGAAAAAAAAAGAUUAUGACUUGUUAAAAUAUAAUAGAACAGAUCGUAUAUAUCUAAGCAAAAAGUAAUCAAACAAAUUACUAAACUCGACGUUCUUACGAUUUAUUUUUAUCACAGCUAAAUAUUAUGAAAGUGUUAACAAACAAUAUUCCUAAAACGCUUUGAUUUUUGCUACACCUUCCGAAGAGAUAAAUAUUAGAAAGGAAUCAAUUGACAAAAGUGCUGCCGUUAGUUAAAAAAUAUGAUCAUGCAAGAAACUUAAUACAAGAACUAUGCACAGUUUUAAAAUUUUUCGAUCAAAAAAAAUAUACGAAGAGGAGAUGAUGUUUUUGGUAGGGUGGGAAACAGUAGAACCCUGUUCACCCCCUGCCGGCAUGUGUGUGAGCUGCUGCAGUAUGGAUGAUGGCGGGAGAAUCGAGGACCGGAUAAAAAAAGGAAACAAACUCGCUCGCUUGUCCCCUGCUGGACGGUGGUGACCGGUGACGAGCUGAAAGAGUCAUCGCCUCCAGCGCGCGUGCGAGCCAACUAAAGUGAGUGUGUGCUUUCGAAGUGAAUUUUUGAUACUCUCAAAGACUGCUGCUACUGGACACCGAACAAUUGAACAAAAUAGAAGCAACAAGUGCUGCAUCAUAUGUGUGUAUAUUUUCGAAGAUAUGAAUAUCAAAGAACCAAAAAAUAGCCACUGUAACGUCGACUGAAAAAGUACUACCCUUUUUUUUAAGAAAGACACGAACAAAUUGCCAAGUAUUAAGUAGUUCAACCAAGUACAGUUUUAAAAGUCCAAGUAUUGUUUCCUGUUGAUUUUUGUAUUUUAGUGUUGUUUAAUUAGCAAAAGCGAGCAAAAUGGGAAGUAUUUUCCGCCACACAUCGUUCAACGAGACUCAUCAUCAUUGCUGAUCUCGAGCCAUGCAGCCGACCGUAAUUUUAAAGACCAUAUCGAAUGGUUUACUUUUCACCGAAACUUACAGCGAAAACCGUUUCCCUGUCCGUCGCGUAACCAAGUGUGUAACACAGAACAUAAUGGACCUUUUCAAUCAUUGUUAAAAAAUGCAUACACGAACACUUUUAUAAGUGGAAACCUAUUUGUGAUACAACACAUCGUCGUUGGUACUAAUGUGCAAAAAAGUGUGAGAAAUCCGUCGAAAGUGCGCGCAACCGAAAUCGAACAUUCAAAGUGCAACAACUGAAGAACAUUACUCCCCACGGUGCAAUAAAAUGCCCCAUCAUCCGCGGAUCUGCCGAAACUAACAGCCGAAUCACAAGUCAAUCUGCAAAGUAGAGUUUGAUGGCUUAAUGAAAUGAGACGGUGUUUGUUGAUUUUUUAAUCUUUGCAGUAUCGAAAGAACUAGAGAAAAAUGUGCUGACUUUACUCAAGCUAGUUCACUAAUAAGCGAAAUACACAUAAAAAAAACUUAAAACUAGAUGGACAUUUAGCGAAAAAUCACUGUUUACAUUCAUCGGAUCAAAUGUGUUUUACGAAUAGAAACUGCUAGGGAAAAAAGUUUAACAGCCAAUAGAAUAGAAAUAUCCUUUUAUUUUUGUGAGCUACAAAAGAUAAGCUUUACUUAGUAUUGAAGGGAAAAUAAAAGAUGAAUAUAGAAUAAUGAUCGAAAUUAUAAGUUCAAAACAAAACUAAGGGUCUGCUUUCAAGUGGAUUACUUUUCUAAAUGUUGAUCAUUAACCAGUAAUGUGAACCCAAACAAAACUCUUACUUUAAAUUUACUUUUUAUCGCGAAUUCACAGCCAUCCGGAAUAUAACCCUUUGUUCAUCGUCACACUAGCAAACCUUUCAUUCAAAUCGUAAAUCUCUUUUUUACUACCGAAUAUAAUUAAAAAAAAAGUAACAUUUAACCUUAUUUAUGGAUAACUCCAGCGCGAUGACGGCAAACUAUCGUGUGCUAGCAGUUAAUCAAUUGACACAAGCAAAAUGGAAGUCUGUCUAACAGGGGAAGAAACAUUGGGAAUGAUUUAAGCAAACUAAGUAACAUUUAAGAAAUGGAAACAAAAAAAAAAAGAAGAUAAAAGCAAACGUAUAUUCAGCAACAAAACACAAGAUACAAAAAUUCUAAUCGAAUUGAAAAAUGAAUCAUACUGAGAAAAAAGAAAAAAAAAACACCUAAACAAUACAAAUGAUAUAGGAGGAUUUAGUGAAUGAAAUCAAUUAAUUUAUAAAAGGUAUAAUUGCAUAAGAAACUGAUUAAACUACGAAUUGAGAAUUGAAGGAAAGAUUAAAAAUGAAAAACUUGAUUAUGAUGAUGAUGAUGAUGAUGAUGGAGACUAGUGAAGGUAAAGCUAUAAAAUCUGAACGUGAAAAUGAUACAAGAACGAGGGCAAUGGUCGGAGACAAAAAUACACAACACAAUUAUUAUUGUAACACUUCUGAAGCGAUCCAGAAAGGCAAAGCAGAAAAACAUAAGAGACAGAGAAGCCAAUCACAAACAAAUGAUGAACAUUGAGAAAUGUACAUAGAAGUAAGAGAUACAAAUUAAAAUGCAAAAUCCAAUGAAAAAAAAGUAAUAAAAGGCAUAUUGAUAAUAA
Wyeomyia smithii (pitcher-plant mosquito) is the source of this 6523-nucleotide messenger RNA. It is a transcript of the gene Ythdf, whose product is annotated as YTH domain-containing family protein. NCBI's taxonomy places the organism in Eukaryota, Metazoa, Arthropoda, Insecta, Diptera, Culicidae. The transcript is spliced from 8 exons. The record is from RefSeq and is a predicted model, not a curated record. Gene Ontology annotation, biological process: mRNA destabilization. Gene Ontology annotation, molecular function: mRNA binding; N6-methyladenosine-containing RNA reader activity. Gene Ontology annotation, cellular component: cytoplasm. The coding region runs from base 859 to 3678 and encodes 939 amino acids.